UGUAGCCUGUGAAGAGAAACGUCAUUUCAAAUGCAUGAAAAUAACAAAGAUGGCCGAAGAACAGGAGGUGAUUCAGAUAGAGCUUCUGUGUAAGCAGCUGUAUGAGUCCCAGGAUCCGUCCAUACGGGACCAGGCUGAGGUGGCUGUGGUCAGGUUCCAGGAGUCCCCGGACACUCUGAGCAAGUGCCAGGUGCUGCUGGAGCGGUCCAACUCCAGCUACUCGCAGCUGCUGGCCGCCACCACACUCGCCAAGCUCAUCAGCAGAUCAACCAACAGCUUCACAGUACAGCAGCGACUGGACAUACGGAACUAUGUGCUCAACUACCUCGCCACCCGGCCCAAGCUCGCCAACUUUGUUGUUCAGGCGCUGGUGUCCCUGUUCGCCCGCAUCACCAAGCUGGGCUGGUUCGACACGGUGAAGGAGGAGUAUGUGUUCCACAACGUCAUGGGGGACGUGUCGAAAUUCAUGCAGGGUCCGGCAGAGUUGGGAACAAUAGGCGUGCAGUUGCUCUCGCAGCUGAUCAUGGAGAUGAACCAGAUCUCGGAUGCUGACGCCGGCCGCUCCAUCACCAAGCACAGGAAGAUUGCCUCCUCGUUCAGAGACACGCAGCUGUUCGAGAUGUUCCGGCUGGCGUGCUCGCUGCUGGGCACGGCGCGGAGCGAGGGGCUGAGCGAGGCGCGCGGCGAGUCGCACGCGCUGCUGGCGGCGCUGCUGCGGCUGGCGCACAACUGUCUCACCUUCGACUUCAUCGGCACCACCAGCGACGAGUCCUCGGACGACCUCUGCACUGUACAGAUCCCAACGUCCUGGCGACCGACGUUCCUGGAGGCCGGCACGCUGGAGCUGUUCUUCGAGCUGUACCACAGCGUGCAGGGCACCAGCGGCAGCCUGGCGCUGGCGUGCCUGGUGCAGGUGGCGUCCGUGCGCCGCUCGCUGUUCAGCAACACGGAGCGCUCCAAAUUCCUCUCGCGCCUCUGCGCCGGCAUCAUGAGGAUACUGGAGGACACGCAGGGUCUUUCUGAUCCCACAAACUACCACGAGUUCUGUCGUCUGAUGGCGCGCCUUAAGUCUAACUACCAGCUCGGGGAGUUAGUGAUGGUGGAGGGAUAUCCUCGGCUCAUCGAGCUGAUUGCCAAGUUCACUGUGCAGAGUUUACAGAUGUGGCAAUUCGCACCGAACUCCGUACACUACCUGCUGUCGCUAUGGCAACGCAUGGUCGCGUCCGUGCCGUACGUGAAGGCGUCCGAGCCGCACUUGCUGGACGUGUACGCGCCGGGCGUGACCGCCGCCUACGUCACCUCCAGGCUGGACUCCAUCGCUGUGAUCGUGAGGGAAGGGCUGGAAGACCCGUUGGAGGAGGUGGGCACGCUGCAGCAGCAGCUGGAGCAGGUGUCGGUGAUCGGGCGCUGCGAGUACGGCAAGACCUGCCAGCUGCUGGUGGCGCACUUCGACCGCGCCGCCGCCAGCUACAGCGUCGAGACCAACCCGCAGCAGUUGCUGCAGCUGCAAGGCCAACUGACGUGGUUGGUGUACAUAAUCGGCGCGGCGAUACUGGGCCGCGCGUCCUACAACACGAGCGAGGAGAACGACGCCAUGGACGGCGAGCUGGUCUGCAGGGUGCUGCAGCUGAUGGACCUCACCGACUCCAGGCUGGCCACCGGUGGUUGCGAGAAGCUGGAGCUGGCCAUGAUGUCGUUCUUCGAGGCGUUCCGCAAGAUCUACGUGGGCGAGCAGGUGCUGAAGAACAGCAAGGUGUACCGCCGCCUCAGCGAGGUGUUCGGCUUCAACGACGAGAGCCAGCUGCUCAGCGUCAUCAUGAGGAAGAUUAUAACAAACCUGAAGUACUGGGGCGGGUCGGAGGCCAUCAUAUCGAAGACCCUGGGCCUGCUGAGCGAGCUGAGCGGCGGCUACUCCUGCGUCAGGAAGCUGGUCAAGCUGGAGGAGGUGCACAUCAUGUUGACACACCACACGGCUGAACACUUCCCGUUCCUCGGCAUGAGCGCCAACACGGUGGAGAUGCGCUGCCGCAGCAUGCUGUACACGGCGCUCGGCCGGCUGCUGAUGGUGGAGCUGGGCGAGGACGAGGAGCGGUUCCACGCCUUCAUGAUGCCGCUCACAGCCGCCUUCGAAAGUCUAAUCAGCUCGGGAAUACUGAACAAUGCGGAAAGUCCCAUGUUCGCUUCCGAGGAGGCGAAGAAGACGCUCAUAGGGCUCGCGCGGGACCUGCGCGGCCUCGCGUUCGCGUUCAACACAAAGACAACGUAUAUGAUGCUAUUUGAUUGGAUUUACCCGGUGUACAUGAAGGUGUUGCUGCGCGGCCUCGAGCUGUGGUACUCGGAGCCGGCGGUGAGCACGCCGGUGCUGAAGCUGACGGCCGAGCUGGCGCAGAACCGCAACCAGCGGCUGCAGUUCGACGUCAGCUCGCCCAACGGCAUCCUGCUGUUCAGGGAGCUGUCCAACACCAUCUGCGCUUACGGCAGCAGAAACCUGACCAUAGACGUGAACAAGAAGCAAAUGUACACGAUGAAGUUGAAGGGCAUAUCGCUCUGCUUCUCCAUACUGAAGGCCGCGCUCUGCGGGAACUACGCCAACUUCGGGGUCUUCAGAUUGUAUGGAGACGAGACUUUGGACAACGCUCUCAACAUGUUCGUCAAAUUGCUGCUCAGUAUACCUCAAGGAGACUUGUUGGAUUAUCCGAAACUAUCACAAAACUACUACGUACUGCUGGAGAGGCUCGCACAAGACCACAUGCCGUACGUUGCGUCCCUGCAAGCCGACGCCACACUCUACAUACUGUCUUCGAUAUCCGAGGGGCUGACUGCUUUGGACACGAGCGUAUGUACGGGAUGCUGCGCCACGUUGGAUCACAUAGUCACGUUCCUAUUCAAGCAGCUUGUACAAAAAUCAAGUAAUAAGGUGCCGAACCCACGCCAGCCGAUACCAGAGACCAGCAACAUGUUCGUCGAGGUACUGCAGAGGCGGCCGGAGAUCAUGCAGCAGCUGCUGGCCACGGUGCUGAACCUGAUAAUGUUCGAGGAGUGCUGCAACCAGUGGUCCAUGUCGCGGCCGCUGCUGGGGCUGGUGCUGCUCAACGAGGAGCACUUCGCCCGCCUGCGCGCCGACAUGAUCGCGCAGCAGCCGCGCGACAAGCAGCCGCAGCUGGCGCAGUGGUUCACCGGCCUCAUGGCGGGCAUCGAGCGGAACCUGCUCACCAAGAACAGGGACAGGUUCACACAAAACCUGUCCAUGUUCCGACGGGACAUCAACGACCUGCUCAAGGGCAGCCCGGGCUACUCCAGCAACGUCAACGACAUGAUGACGUCAUAACCGACACAGCCGCGCUGAGUCACUCACACACACACACACACACACACACACUAUGUCUGUGACGUAAGAUAUUAUGUUCCCGUUAGUUUUAAUAUGUGGCUGUAUGAUUUGAGCAAUUUAAGACGUAGCUCUUGCGUAUAAACACCCCCCGAGUCAGAUGAAAUCGGUCGCAAUCUCAGACCAACUAUAGAAGGACCUGUAUCGCACUCACAGUCACGAACAAAACUGUCUGUCAUUUUCUGAAGAAAACGAGCUUAGAUUUGUGUUUUAUACUAAAGUACGUUUUUUGCCCGUUUUUUACACAACUCGAUUGCACAAAAAGGUAUUUUUACGGAGCUCUUUAACCGACGAACACGAUUACAACUAUUAAAGAUCGAUUCUAUAGGGACAGUUUUUGUAAUCACAUUAGAUCGUUGAUCAUAUACUUUGACAGAAAAGUAAUGUCUAGCGAGGCAGGUCCUAUAUAAUUGGUCUGAGGUUGCAAUAUUUAUGCAAUGCAAGAUUUUAGGUAUCACCGGUUACGUAGGAGCGCGGCGGUGGUGCAUCACCCCGCAUUUAGCGUACGUUAUGUAGAGACUCCUACAAGGAGAGAUUAGGCGUAAAACCAAAAUGGAAACAUACUCCGUCGACUCUGGGCUGCUCUAAAAAUCUAUCUAUUUACGCGUCUAUUUACAAAAAUGUAAUUUUUUUGGCCAAGAAAAUUUUUGCCCUGCUCAUGAUUUUGAUCAAUUUUCAGGGUCCUCGACCAAUGCUACGGAACCAACAAAUUUAAAAUUCACAGUCUCUGUCACAUGAUGUGUUUUAUUUUCGCUGAUGUGUCUAUCUUGGUAUGAGACUGCAUUAUUCUCGGGUUUGUUAUACAUUGGGUUUGGAAUAUAGUCUCGCUUUUGUAAGUCUCGCAGUCUCGGGAUUGUAAUAUAGUCUCGGGUUUGGUGUACAUUCUCUGGUUUGUGAUAUAGUGUGGGUUUUGUAAUACAGUCUCGGAGUUGUAAUACAUUCUUAGUUUGGGAAUAUAGUCCCUGUUGUGUAAUACAAUCUCAGGCUUGUUAAAUUAUUCUCGGGUUUGUGAUACAGUCUCGAGAUUAUAAUAUAGUCUCGGUUUUGUGAUACAGACUCGGGUUAGUAAAAAGUCUCGGGUUUGUAAUAUAGACUCAGAUUUGUAAUACAUUCUUGGACUUGUAAAACAGUCUCGGGUUUGUAAUAUAGUCUGGAUUGUAAUAUAGUCUGGAUUGUAAUAUCGUCUGUAUUGUAAUAUAGUCUGUAUUGUAAUAUAGUCUGGAUUGCAAUAUAGUCUGGAUUGCAAUAUAGUCUGGAUUGUAAUAUAGUCUGUAUUGUAAUAUAGUCUGGAUUAUAAUAUAGUCUGGAUUGUAGUAUAGUCUGUAUUGUAAUAUAGUCUGGAUUUUAAGUAGUCUCGGGGGUUGAAAACGAGAAUUUAAACUCAUCAUGCGUACGUAGCUUUUCAGAAUGCAUGUAAAGAAAUCUUUAUAUUGAUGAAAUUCCAAUAUUAUAGACUAAAGUUACACAAAAUGUCUGUUUGUUUAUUAUAAAUAUUAUGUCGACUCUAGGAUUAAGUAUGUUUAUUUUGAAUUCCUAUUACAAGGUAAUGACUGUUAUUUUUUUUAAUUGUAAGAAAUUUUUUUAGAAACUAAAUUGUGAAUUACGCUAUUAGAAAUCGUUAAUAAAAAGUCAUAAGCAAGCAUU
Bicyclus anynana (squinting bush brown) is the source of this 5029-nucleotide messenger RNA. It is a transcript of the gene Ranbp16, whose product is annotated as exportin-7-A. Gene Ontology annotation, cellular component: cytoplasm; nuclear pore. Gene Ontology annotation, molecular function: nuclear export signal receptor activity; small GTPase binding. Bases 35 to 3328 code for a protein of 1097 amino acids. Gene Ontology annotation, biological process: protein export from nucleus. The transcript has 24 exons. Lineage: Eukaryota; Metazoa; Arthropoda; Insecta; Lepidoptera; Nymphalidae. The record is from RefSeq and is a predicted model, not a curated record.